AUGGGGGGGAGGGUGCGGCCAAGUCCAGCUGAGACCCGGCUGCAGCCCCCGCACGCGCUGGCUCUGCGGACUCUUCUUUCUUCACUUAGGUCCCGAGCAUCCCUGAGAGUGGAGCGUUUCCGGUCAAUUGAUCGGCAGGGCUGUUUCCCGCGCACGUUAACCACGCGGCGUAAACCCAAGCCCCGCGCGCGUUGCUGCGGACGGUACCCAGGCGGACAGUACCCAGGCGGACAGCGCGGGCCUUCGCGGGGCAAACCCGCUCGGCCACGGAGGGGGCGUGGCGAGGGCGGCCCGAGGGGGCGUGGCGAGGGCGGGCCCGACUGGCAGGACUUCGUGCGGGACAUGCCGUGGCUGGCGCUGCCCUACAAGGAGAAGCACAGGAAGCUUAAACUUUGGAACAAAUAUCGAAUUUCCAACAUUCCAUCACUAAUAUUCCUAGACGCCACCACGGGGAAGGUCGUGUGCCGGAAUGGGCUGCUGGUGAUCCGCGAUGACCCGGAAGGUCUGGAAUUCCCUUGGGGACCUAAACCCUUCAGAGAAGUCAUUGCAGGGCCUUUGCUUAGAAACAACGGGCAGUCCCUGGAGAGCAGCAACCUGGAAGGGUCUCACGUGGGAGUCUAUUUCUCUGCACACUGGUGUCCCCCUUGCCGAAGCCUCACCCGGGUGCUGGUGGAAUCCUACCGGAAGAUCAAGGAGGCAGGCCAGAAAUUUGAGAUCAUCUUUGUGAGUGCAGACAGGUCAGAGGAGUCCUUCAAGCAGUACUUCAGUGAGAUGCCCUGGCUUGCUGUCCCCUACACCGACGAAGCCCGGCGGUCACGUCUGAACCGGCUGUAUGGAAUCCAAGGCAUCCCCACGCUGAUCGUGCUGGACCCGCAGGGGGAGGUGAUCACACGGCAGGGGCGGGUGGAGGUGCUGAAUGACGAGGACUGCAGGGAGUUCCCAUGGCACCCCAAGCCAGUGCUAGAGCUCUCCGACUCCAAUGCCGUGCAGCUCAACGAGGGCCCCUGCCUCGUCCUUUUCGUAGAUUCCGAAGACGACGGGGAGUCUGAGGCAGCCAAGCAGCUGAUUCAGCCAAUCGCUGAGAAAAUCAUCGCCAAGUACAAAGCCAAAGAGGAGGAAGCACCACUUCUAUUCUUUGUGGCCGGGGAGGACGACAUGACUGACUCCCUGCGAGAUUACACCAACCUGCCCGAGGCGGCCCCUUUGCUCACCAUUCUGGACAUGUCGGCCCGAGCCAAGUACGUGAUGGAUGUGGAAGAGAUUACCCCCGCCAUCGUGGAGGCCUUUGUGAAUGACUUCCUAGCAGAAAAGCUCAAACCAGAGCCCAUCUAGUGGGCUCCAGCCUCAUGAGACAUUAUUUAAAACUCAGUCUUCUCAUCCUCCUUCCCUUCCUUCUCUCCGCCCUUGGACUUUUCCAGUGUGUCCUGAGUCGCACAACCCAAGUAUCCAGCCUCUCUGUGGUGCCUUGUUUUCUGCGUUAACUCCUCAGCUAGCGCCCUGGGGUGCGCUCCAUUUCAACAGCCGAAGAACCGCCAUGUUCGAAGACUCUUCUUGGGCCUCAUGAGGAUGGCAUAACCCAGCCAGAACUGGGACUGCAUCGCUCUGUAUAAGGGUCACUAGCUC
Trichechus manatus latirostris (Florida manatee) is the source of this 1623-nucleotide messenger RNA. RefSeq names its product nucleoredoxin (gene NXN). Gene Ontology annotation, molecular function: thioredoxin-disulfide reductase (NADPH) activity. The transcript has 9 exons. The coding region runs from base 1 to 1332 and encodes 443 amino acids. Lineage: Eukaryota; Metazoa; Chordata; Mammalia; Sirenia; Trichechidae. Gene Ontology annotation, biological process: negative regulation of protein ubiquitination; negative regulation of Wnt signaling pathway. The record is from RefSeq and is a predicted model, not a curated record. Gene Ontology annotation, cellular component: nucleus.